This is a messenger RNA of Sabethes cyaneus, 2134 nucleotides long. RefSeq lists its product as uncharacterized. The transcript has 4 exons. Lineage: Eukaryota; Metazoa; Arthropoda; Insecta; Diptera; Culicidae. The coding region runs from base 444 to 1400 and encodes 318 amino acids. The record is from RefSeq and is a predicted model, not a curated record. Gene Ontology annotation, biological process: negative regulation of DNA-templated transcription; negative regulation of circadian rhythm.
GUUUCGUGUUCGCUGAAUCCAGUUAUAAAGUAAUGGACAAUACAAAGGCAAUAUAUAAACAUAGAAAACACCGGUAAGGUUCAUAAGUUGGAAGAGUUCUCCGUCGAAAUACUUGUGGGAUGGCCCGUUGAGUAAUGCGAUAGUGAUAGUGGUGCAAAAGUGUAAAAGCAAAUCAGUUUAGUGAAAAAAACCUUGCUAGAGGAGUGCAAAAUUUUCAAGCAAUUUUUACAAGAAAAAAAAGUUCACUCAGUUAAAAGUGCAGCCUGUGUCUGUGUUGGUGAUAUUAAAAAUUACGAUAAAAAGAACAAAGAGUACAUUUUGCCCAAGCGCAGAAUUCAAAGAAGAAGUUUUGUUCCAUUUUGUUGGAUUAUAAGGUGAAAGCGUACCCUCAAGGUGAAAAUAAUUCCUAAGAUUCAACUUGUACUUGGAGGUAUCGCACCGCUAUGGGGCCUGUUCUUGAUUUGACUGAUGAGGCAUCAUUUAGUGAGUCCUCUCAAGACACAACGGCAAGCACAGACUCGAGGUUUGAGUUGACACAUGAAUUAAAGGAUCGUUCCAGCGGCCAAACGAACGUGUCUGCGGAAUCCUCUGACAGUGUCAUUUCAACCAGUUUUUCGGUCAUUAACUAUGUGGGUAAAGCUCAAAGGAAAUCAUUGCAACGAUCCAUCGGACGAGGCCGCAAACCGUACAACCGUCAGCAGGCAUCUCCUCGCACUAGUCGUGUAGAAUCGACAGAUGAUACAACCAAUUCUUCGGUAGGGUCGUCAGUUGACUUCAGUUCAGAGAGCGCCUCUAUUAUAUCGGUUCCUAUUGUGGAGAACAUUGCGGAUAUGGUUGACCUUGAUGAUAACAAUAGCAUGGAUGAGCAACAUUCACAACAGCAACAUCAGAACAUAGGACAAAAUCAGCAUCGGCAGGCUAAUGCUGGUCCUCGCAACCAGCGAUCUCUGAGUGUAUCGUCCAGUGGAUGUUCGAGCUCGAUGGAUGAUCGAAAUAGUGAUUUUUCUCCGUUGGGAAGCGCAAGCAGUUGCCGAUGCUCGUCCCUCAGUAUAUCGGAUUUCGAUGAUGAUGGUUUUCGCGAAGACAACAGUGUUUCGUCAAUGUACUCUGCAUUAUCUUCAGCCAGGUCCUACCAGAGGCAUCACCAGUUACAUCACCGCCAUCAGAACGUGCCACAUCAUCCAAACAAUACCAAGGGAUUGUUCGAUAUUGCCCUGAAGACUGUUAAAUUAAUUCGGCGUAAUCAGGAACUACAGAGCCGGCUCGCUCAGUUACAGCAGGAAACCAAAGCAUUCAUAGAAUCCGUAAUGGCCAAUCCAGAGAAUGAACCACUGCGAAAUCGGUUCCACGCGACGACUCCGAGCCGGACAAGCACACCCGCGCUAGUAGUUCAGAAAUAAAUCUGCACGGCACUGGAUGCCACCUAGUCAGCGCACUUUCAAUCAACAUUUGUCAGAAGUUUACAUUUCAAAACGGUUUAUGUGUAAAAUUGUCUGGACUCCAGACGCUAGAGGAGCUGAUUGUUCGUGUUUCUUCUCACAAAUGUUCUGAAGAGUCGACCAAAGCGCAUCAAAAACUGCUUAAAGGAGCAAAGUUUCGUAAUAUAAAUACGUCUAGUAUUGAUUGACUAAUGAUGUAGCUUUUGGAUUUCUUUUUUUCUGUGUAGUAUGUAUAGAGUACAAUAAUUUAUUUGAUCUUUUUACUGUCAGCGAUGACGUAGUACUAUUCUGAGAACAAUCACCACAAUCAUAUUUAUAUAAGACUAAGUGCGAGCUUCUCCUGCCGAUGAUGUACGUUGCGUGGAACGCCUUGAUCAAACUGUCGGCUAUUAUAAUUUGCAAGUUAAAUAUCUGAUUUCAUAGCCAUUUAGCCAAUAAACUUGACAAGCAAUCAUCCCUAACAUUUUUGUUAAUUGCAUUUAUUUCAUGUAAAAUGUUAGCCUAAAAUUGAUACAGAUAAGUGAAUAAUGAACAUACUGCAAAAGUAAAAAAAGAUUGGUUCUGUUCUAAAACUUUAAAUCCUAAGGAUACCUAGUGAUAGUUGCUUCUACAAUUAAAACAAGACUAAACAAUAAACAUAUAAGCAAGUAAGAUUACUGUUAUUUAUUAUACUUUCUUCUAGCCAUUAAACAUUU